AAGAAAGACAUAUAUUCAUGACAAUUGGAAUCCUAUUUUACAGCCACAAUAAUUUUUCUCCAAUGAAGAUUAGUUAAUAGUAAUAUAACCAAACUCACUUCACACUCUAAUCAUGGUCUAUAUAAUUCAGAAUCUAAGCUUUGUGGUGUCUCAUUUCCCCAUUCUACAAUUAUUUGCCAACUGCUCUGUCCUGCAUUAAAUCACAUACCAUAAUAGUUCACCUUUUUCAUCUAUAUUCUCUUUAGUUUUAAUUUUCUUCACCACACUACACAUAGAAAAACAGAAUAGUCUUGGCUAGGCUUAAUCAAGAGUGCAAAUUCAUCUUCAACUUUGAGCUGAGCAGAAUCAUGGAUGGAAGACAAGGGAGUGAAAUGCAGCCCUAUGUUGAAGCACCGCCUAAUGCGGCAGAACAAAAUCGUUAUUCACAUCGAUCAAUUGAGACAUUGAUAGUGGUGAUAGCAGUGAUCACUAUAGUAGGUGUGAUUGCUGGAAUGAUUGCAAGGUUGUGUGGUGGAAGACACUUUGGAGGAAAUGGUGAGAAUGAUAUAGAAGGUUGGGUUGAAAGGAAGUGUAGAAGUUGCAUUGAUGCAGGUCUUCCACCACCACCGCCGCCAGCUGAACCUAAACCCGAAGAGCCAAAGGCAGAACCAAAGGCAGAAGCUGCAGCAGGAGGUGGUGAUGGAAGUAAAUGAAAAAGGUAUCAGAAUGAAGAACCUACUAUGACGCUUCAAAUUGAAGGCGUGUUCGGUGUUUGACAAAGACACAUAUGGUUAUGGUUACAUUUAAUUUAUCUACAUUCUUAAAUUAUUACAGGUGUCAACAUUAAGUGACGUGUCCGAUGUAUGUUUCUGGGUUAUUAUUCCAUAUUAGAUGCAUAUUAUUCUAUUCUAACACAAACAUUAUUUUUAAGUUAGUAAGUAUAUAACUUGAUGUAUGCUUUGUUUAAUUUCGCUAUAGCUAGUGAAUGCUAUGUGAUACAAGAAAGUUUAGACAACUUUUAAUUAAUGAAUGUAUAGAGUAGCAAUGUGUUAGUUCUAGAACCUAAGCUACUAUUGAUGUCAUUGAAUUUGGACUCACUUGCUAUUUCAAUAUAAUUUGUUGGUCUCA
Medicago truncatula (barrel medic) is the source of this 1107-nucleotide messenger RNA. RefSeq lists its product as uncharacterized. The record is from RefSeq and is a predicted model, not a curated record. The coding region runs from base 348 to 692 and encodes 114 amino acids. The transcript has a single exon. NCBI's taxonomy places the organism in Eukaryota, Viridiplantae, Streptophyta, Magnoliopsida, Fabales, Fabaceae.